CCUCUUGUUCUCACAUCUCUCCUCACCUCAAACCACUCUCUGCAAACCAACCAAUCCUCCUUCUCUUCCUCUUUUGAUCCUUUUCAUUUCAAACGCUAAGAUCAUGGGUGUUUUCACUUACGAGAGUGAGGUCACUUCCUCGGUUCCCCCAGCCAAGAUGUUCAAGGCCGCUAUCCUCGAUUCUGAGAACCUCAUUCCCAAGAUAAGGCCUCAAGAUAUCAAGAGUGUGGAAAUCCUACAAGGACAGGGAGGUCCCGGAACCAUCAAGAAGAUUCACUUUGGUGAAGGAGAUGAGAUAUUCAUGAUGGGUUGGGACGGAGAGGCUCCACAGCCUAUCAGUUUAUAUACAGAUUCAGACUUUAGUGGAUAUAUCCAUGGCCAGCAGACCCCUAGGCCAUUCAGACUAUUUCCAGAUGAGAUUCUCGGACAGACUUUAUUCCCGCUAGUAUACCUUCAGCAUGUUCCGCCCUUCCCGGAGGUGUAUGGGCCCAUUCAUAGAGAUGUACAGAUUGCUACGAGGAGUGGGAGGAUAGCUCAGCCCCCACCUAUUGAUAGACGUUUUAUGGAUUCUAGAGAGGAGGUUCAGAGGGAGGAUGAUGAGAUAUUGCGCCAGCUGCGCACCACACAUGCCCGCAUAUCCAUCAGGAAUCUAUUGGCCUUAUCCAGCACUCAUAGAGAUGCAUUGAACAGAGCACUUAGUCAGAUCAGAGUUGACACUGCUACUACCCCUGAGGGACUUAUUCACUUCUUGACAGCUGAUAGACCUACUUGCAUUGUAUUUUCAAAUGAUGACUUGCCACCAGAGGGGUCAGACCAUGUUCGACCCCUAUUCAUUGACGUUGCUUGUUUAGGUCAUCGGGUGCCGUCUGUCCUACUGGACAACGGCUCCGCCCUGAACGUUUGUCCAUUAGUUACUGCUAUUGCUUUGGGAUUUUCACCAUCCGAUUUUGGGUCAUCUACGCAGACCAUCAGAGCAUAUGACGGGACUCAAAGGACAGUUAUGGGUACUCUCACUACACAUGUCAUGAUAGGGCCAGUAAGAUAUUCUAUACUCUUUCAUGUUUUGAGGAUUCAGUCAUCCUUUAACCUGCUUUUGGGCCGCCCUUGGAUUCAUAAGGCGGGUGCUAUACCAUCUUCCCUUCAUCAGAAGGUGAAGUUCAUACACGAGGGAUGCAUUAUCACGAUACAGUCUGACAGAGACAUUGUUACUUCUUCUGAGCCGGUGCUACAGAUUAGCCAUAGUGAAGAUGACCUACAUUUGACCGAUUUCACCUUUGAUGAGGUUCAAGUUGUCAGUCUAGAGGAUGACAGCAGAGAUAUGGUACCCAUGUCGUUCGACCAGUAUAGCAGUACUAUGAUACUGAGCAUGAUGAGAGGCAUGUCCUAUAUGCCUGGUUUGGGAUUGGGCUGCCGCUAGCAGGGGCCACGUGAGUUUGUUUUCACCAUUGAUCAUGAUGUACCCUAUGGAUUAGGCUAUACUCCUUCUGAGGAGGAUGCACAACACAUGGCGCGGCUGCACUGGGACAGAGUGAGAGCUCACUUGUCCGGGGUUCCAUUCGAUUACCUCCUUCGCCCAUACACCCUUCAGUUGACUGAUUAUUUUGUGAGAGGAUCAGAGCAUGCACCUCACACGGAAGGAGUCGACCAUGUUUCCGAGACAGUUGAGGUUCAGGGUAUCCAGCAGGCCAUAGGACAGAUGUGUCUGAGUUCCGACAUUACUGAGGCUUUCGAUGCCAUGAUAAUUGCACCCCCGUCGCCGGGCAGGGCUAGUGUGUUCCCUAUUUACUUUCCUGAGGAAGCUUCUGACUAUGAUUUGCCUAUGGAUUCAGGGGAUGGUACCGAUGGUGUGAUUCUGUCUAACACUUACAUGGACAAGAUGGACAUGAUCAGCACUGGUCGUAUUCUUGAUAGCCCCGCACGAGCUUCAUUCCGCAUUUGAUAUGUUUGAAGUUUCUACAAUUGAUUCUGAUGAUGUGACACUCUAUGAUGCUUGCACUGAUGCGAUGGACAUGAAGAGUACUUGUAAUGUUUUAUUGCAAUGAAGAGUCUUUGCUGCAUGUAUUACCUUAAUAAAUAUAUUGAAAAUCAUCUUUUCACUAA
Molecule: messenger RNA, 2100 nt
Organism: Vitis riparia (riverbank grape)
Lineage: Eukaryota; Viridiplantae; Streptophyta; Magnoliopsida; Vitales; Vitaceae
Exons: 2
Coding region: 104-1417 (437 amino acids)
Biological process (GO): abscisic acid-activated signaling pathway; defense response
Molecular function (GO): abscisic acid binding; signaling receptor activity; protein phosphatase inhibitor activity
Source: RefSeq, a predicted model, not a curated record